Messenger RNA from Fraxinus pennsylvanica, 1038 nucleotides. Lineage: Eukaryota; Viridiplantae; Streptophyta; Magnoliopsida; Lamiales; Oleaceae. The record is from the annotation of a GenBank genome assembly.
AUGGCAACUUUUGGAGUUGGUGGCUUCUUCCCUGAAGAACAAAGCCAGGAAGCGUCGCCAUCAACUCAGGGCUCCAAGUAUUUAAUAUUGGCUGUUGUGUUCUUGCGGUUUGCGUUUGCAGGUUUGGCUAUUAUUGCGAAGUCUGCUCUAGCUAAGGGAAUGAGUCCUUUUACGUUUGCAGUCUACCGGAACGCCAUUGCCACCGUGACAUUUGCCCCUUUUGCCCUAAUAUUUGAAAGGACUAAUAGGCCAAGGAUGACAUUAUCCAUGCUCUACAAGAUAAUUUUACUUGGCUUAUUAGGGGUUAUUGAGCAGGACUUGUAUUACACUGGAAUGAAACAUACAACAGCAACUUUUGCAACAGCACUGUACAAUGUUCUUCCUGUCAUAACAUUUGUGUUAUCAUGGAUAUUAAGGCAAGAGAAUGUGAAUUUUAGAAGCUUACGCGGUCAUGCUAAGUUGCUUGGAACUUUAGUGACAUUUGGUGGAGCUAUGGUUAUGACGGUUAUAAAAGGACCUGUUAUUGACUUGUCAUGGACCAAAGACACAACCAGUGCUCAUAUAAAUCCCCAGAAUCCCAUUUUAGGCGCUUUCAUGAUCUUAACCGCUUGUUUUUGUUGGGCUUACUUUCACAUUCUUCAGGCAGACAUGCUUGAGUCACUAAAGCCAUACAAUUUUGAGCUCUCACUCACGACUCUGAUAUGUACUGUGGCUACAGUAGAAAGCGCUAUAACCACCCUUGUGAUAGAGAGAGGCAAUGCUGCAAUCUGGUCUAUACACUUGGAUAUCAAAUUAUUAGCUUAUAUUUACGGCGGAAUAAUUUGUUCAGGAGUUGCAUAUUAUAUCGCGGGAAUUGUAAUGAAGCAAAAAGGACCAGUUUUUGUAACAUCAUUUAAUCCUUUAACUAUGGUGAUUGUUGCUGUUAUGGGUUCUUUCAUUUUUGCAGAUGAAUUGGACUUGGGAAAGGUUGCAGGAGCUAUUAUUAUUGUGAUUGGUCUGUAUCUGGUGCUAUGGGGUAAGAGCGAGAAAAAGGAUUAG